UUGAGAAAACAGACACAUUUGCUGUCAUGUUCGACUUUUCGUGGCAUGAACGACAUUCGUAAAUUAAUUUUCCGCGAGUUUUAAAUUUAAAACUUGUUGUUGAUAGUGAUUUUCGUAAGAAUAUUGAACAGCCAGUGUAAACAGCUGAUUUUUAUUAUGGUAAUGUAAUGUGGGGAAGAACUGAGGUCGGAAAAGUGAAUAAGUGAAGUGAAUAAAAGUGAAAGCGUAGUGAACUUUUAGUGCAAUAUGGAUCCGGGGUACUUCGACAUAGAAAGGAAGCAGAAUCCUCGGGAGAGAGCUAAUUUUAUCUCGAAAAUAUGCUUUUGGUACACUCGGCCAGUUUUUGUGAAAGGGAGGAAAGGACAGCUAAACAUAUCAGAAAUGUACAGAUGUACACCGGGUCACCGAGCAGCACCGCGGGGCGACGUUAUGGGUGAACAGUGGAAGAAAGAACUAGGAAAACAAGCAAAAACCAAGAAGCCGUCGCUGUUAAGAACUAUUAUAGACAUAUACGGGUCAAAGUUUUUGACUUUCAAUUUAGUGUUUUCAAUUUUUGAUUGUGCUGUUAGAUUAUCAAUACCAGUGUGCCUUGAGGGUUUAAUACAUUAUUUUUCACCGUCCCACACCGGCAUAGAGAAGUACCAAGCGUACCUUUACGCGGCGGGCGUUGUAGGGUUAAUGGCAAUAAGUGCAACUAUGGUGCAUCCCAUGAUAUUAUAUUUGAUGGACAUGAGUAUGAAAAUACGGGUUGCUUGCUGCUCUCUCAUAUACAGGAAGCUUCUCCGAUUAGAUUUAAACGCGGGAGGCAAAGCGUCUGAAGGUCUCGCGGGCCACGUGGUCAACUUACUGACCACGGACGCGCAGCGGUUCGACAUGGCCAGUCUGUUCAUGGUGGACCUGGUGCGCACGCCCAUUGAGAGUAUCAUCAUAGUGUACCUCAUGUACCGGCAGAUCGGAGUCGCCACGCUCAUCGGCGUCGCCUUCCUGCUGAUGUUUAUACCCUUGCAAGGCUACCUCGGCAAAGUCUCGAGCAGGUUCCGGAGGCAGACAGCCGUACGGACGGAUAAUAGAAUACGGCUGAUGAAUGAAGUGAUCCAAAGUAUAGAGGCUAUCAAGAUGUACGCUUGGGAAAACGCGUUCGCCGGCAUCAUUGGACAGGCGAGAAGAAAAGAAAUGAACGUCAUCAAGAAAAUGUCAUGGCUGCGAGCCGUGAUGAUAUCGUGCGUGAAACUGAACACUAAAGUGGCCAUUUUUCUCAGCAUCAUCUCCUUUAUAGCGUUCAAAAACGAGCUGACCGCCGCCAAAGUGUUCGUGAUCUUCUCAUAUUACGACAUUCUGAAAUACUCCCUCGUGGACUUCUUGCCGUUAGCGAUAACCUUUACGUUAGAAGCUUACGUGAGCGUGCAAAGGAUACAAGAGUUUCUGCUUUUACCGGAAGUUGAUAACCAAGAUGGCGUCGAUUUGAUUAAUAUAGACGAAGUUAAGAAUACCAGCGGAUUGAAUGGAGUGUUCGAGAAGAUCGGCAAUGGGCAACAAGCGUACAUAAAAUCUGAAACAAACCUCGAGCAACUGAAACCGGCUGUAUUAGUUAGUUUUAAGGACUACACAGCACACUGGCCCAGUACUGAAGAGGAUUCCAAAGAAAAAGUUGUGGCAUUGAGCGACAUUAAUCUAAAUAUAAAACCGGAAUCAUUAACGACAAUAGUGGGCACAGUGGGGUCUGGGAAGACGACGUUGUUGCAGGCGAUGCUCCGCGAGAUCUUGCCCACAACUGGGCAUCUUUCAGUACGUGGGGUGCUAGCUUACGCCGCGCAGGACCCGUGGCUUUUUGAAGCGUCGGUCCGACAAAACAUCUUAUUCGGCCAAGAGUUGGAUCUCCGGAGGUACAAACAAGUCAUCAAAUGCUGCCAGCUUAAAAGCGACCUUGAUAUCCUGCCGCAUGGAGACAAAACUGUGGUGGGAGAGAGAGGUACGUCUCUAUCCGGUGGCCAGCGUGCCAGAAUUUCACUAGCUCGCUGCGUGUACCAACACGCAGAUGUGUAUAUGCUGGACGAUCCGCUAGCGGCCGUUGACGCCAAGGUGGCACAGGCGAUCUACGAGGAGUGCAUCCGAGGAUUUCUGCGCGAUAAGGCGACCGUCCUUGUCACUCACCACGUGCAGUACGCAACGCACGCCUCCAAUGUGUGCGUUAUGAGAGCGGGGAAGAUAGUGGCGCAAGGAACGUACCAUGAACUGAAGAAUGGAGUGGCAGAAUUCGAGAAGUUAAUAGAAAUGGGGUCGAAGGGUGAAGAAGAGAAGCAGAAGCAGAAAAUCGCCUAUGAGAAACAGGAGAGCGUUGAGCACAGUCAUAAACUCCGUUCGCAGCGUUCAAUGUCCGAAGCCUCGCAAUUGUCGUUUAACAUGGAUCUAGACAACAACAAAGACCCAGCGUAUGAAGGUGAGAGUCAAAAGGAGGGUUCGGUCGACUUCGGCGUGUACUUGAGCUACAUAAAGAGCGGCGGUGGCAAGUUCACCAUGAUACUGCUGUGUUCACUCUUCAUGCUGGCGCAGAUAUUCUACUCCUCCACAGACGUGUGGUUGAAGGAAUGGGUUAAUAUAGAGGAAGCAAACAGCGCUUAUCAGAAAGAAGUGCGAAAUAUAUCUACGUCUACAAAUUCCACUCCACCUCUGAACUUCGAGGAAUUGUCCAAAAACUAUUUCCAUCUGACGCGCGAACAGUGCGUGUACAUAUACGCAUCUCUCAUUGUCAUAUGCAUGUUCUUUACGUGGAACAAGCUGCUCGUAUUUUACAACACUUGCAUCAAAGCCUCCACCGUCUUCCACGACACCAUGUUCCGAGGAGUAACUAACGCGCCGAUGUGGUUCUUCCACCACAACCCGUCGGGACGUAUCCUCAACCGCUUCUCUAAAGACAUGGGGCAGGUGGACACCCUAUUGCCGGUUGCGCUCGUCGAUUGUCUCGGAUUCUUUCUAGAAGUGAUAGCGAUACUGGUGGUCGUAUGCUUGGUGAACUGGUGGCUCCUUUUGCCAACUGCUGUGGUGGCUUUCUUGUUGCAUCUUCUGCGUUUGCUCUUCCUGAGCACCAGCCGGGAGUUGAAACGGAUUGAGGCCAUCGCUCGAAGCCAGAGCCUCAACCACGCCGCGGCGACGGUGUCUGGUCUAAGCACCAUCCGCUCGGCGCGGGAGCAACAACGCACCCUGGCCCGCGAGUUCGAUAAACUACAGGACCUGCACAGCUCGGCGUGGAGCCUCGUGCUGAGCACCAACAGGGCGUUCGGCUUCUGGAUGGACAUGGUGUGCUGCCUUUACCUCGCCACCGUCACUUUCAGCUUCUUCCUCUUCAUUGGGCAAGACUCGAUGGGUGGAAAUGUCGGCCUCGCAAUUACACAGGUCAUUGGAUUGGUGGGCAUGUGUCAAUACGGCAUGCGGCAAACCGCCGAAGUGGAGAACCAGAUGACUUCGGUGGAGAGAAUUUUGGAAUACACAAAUCUACCUGCGGAGAAACCAGUCGAGCCUGACGUGAAAGCUCUGAAAUCAGCACAUCCGAACUUAGACUUUGAAAGCUGGCCUAAUCAAGGUGAAAUCGUGUUUGAAGAUGUGUCCCUGGAAUACGAAAAGCAACCCAAAAAGGAGCAAGUAUCUGAAUCCGGGAUCAAACUUGAUGAGCCUGCGUACGCGAUAAGGGGGGUGAACUUCACCAUACGCCCCGGGGAGAAGGUCGCCGUGGUGGGGAGAACUGGUGCUGGAAAGAGUUCCCUUAUUGCUGCCCUGUUCAGGUUAAACAAGAUCUCCGGCAAAGUGACAGUGGACGGAGUGAACGCGGAUCAAGCGGGACUGCGUCGCUGGCGGUCCCGACUUUGCGCUUUGCCGCAGCGUCCCGCAUUGUUCGCGGCCACAUUGCGGGACAACCUCGACCCCGAGCAGAAGUACACCGACGCGCAGUUAUUUGCGGCCCUCAAUGAGGUGGAACUUCAAGAGCUGGUGAGCUCGUUGCCAGGAGGUCUGUCGUCUAAAGUGGGCGACGGCGGUGGAAACCUGUCCAGCGGCCAACGGCAGCUGUUGUGCUUAGCGCGGGCGGCGUUGGCGCGCAGGGCAGUGCUGGUGCUGGACGAGGCCACUGCCAACGUUGACACUGAAACGGACAAGCACAUCCAAACAACGAUUCGUACCAAGUUCGCGGAGUCCACCGUGCUGACCAUCGCACAUCGCCUCAACACAGUCAUGGACUACGACCGAGUCAUAGUUAUGGACAAGGGUCGCAUCGUCGAGACGGGUCAUCCGUUUGAGCUGCUCACACAAACAAGCCAACAGCUGCUCACACAAGCAAAGACAGAAGCGCAGCCCAGGCGACCCAUACUUACAAAGAGUCAGGCGCCCUUAGCUAUCCCCGAGAACUUCGCGUACGAGAGUACACUGGAUCGCCACGGCGAGCCGCCGGAGACACUGGUCAUCUCACGCGACAGGAUAAGGACUUACUCGAACAGAUCGGAGGUGAGCGAGCCGGAGGGCGGCAUUUUCAAGACGCUGGUGGAGCAAACUGGUUCGGGCACUGCAGCCUUGCUUUACCAGAUGGCGGAAGAGAGCUAUAAGAAAUGGCUGGAGAAGAAAAACUCUUAAACUAAAUUCAAGGCACUUUGGUGAUAUAGUAAAAUAAUUGUCAAUUAGCCUAUAUAUAUAUGCCUUAUGUAUUUUGCCUUUAAAAAAUUAUUUACUUAAAAAAUAUACAUUAUGUACUUAAUGUAAUUAGAUAAUUGAUGACUUAAUUGAAGAUACUUAGUGCAAUUAAUGGUGCAAACGUUUGCAUUUAAAUUUUUGACGACUAACCGAAUCGAUACAUUUUCUGUCCUAUAUUUUUUGUUCACAACUGUUAACCCAAUAUCAGAUUUCUCUUUAACAUUUCUCUAUGUUAGUAAUAAGUGAUUCCAUUGCUGCGUGAAAGAAGUUUAAACUUACCAACUCACUUAACGCAUUUAUAAUAUUAGUGACAUAUUAUGACCAUAGAAAUCUCAAUAACAAGACACUAGAAACUGCCCCUUAGCACAAGUACCACAAAAGUUCGGGGCACAUUAGUUGAUUUACAGUUACAAAUGUUUUUCUUGUACAAAACAACGACUCGAGUGCACCGUGUCACGUUCGCGGCGACAGGGUCGGCACAACAUUUCUAGUGUCUUGUUACUAAGAUUGUCUCCGCUAUUUGGCAGUACUUACAGUUACUGUUAUUAGCUGUAAGUAGUGCAGUACUACCCAUAUAAGUUACAACUACAAUAUUCGAAGGCGCAUAUAUUAAUAAUCUCUAGACCAUGUAAACGGAUUAUUUGAUGAAAAAAAAGUCCUUGUUGUAAUGGGUUAAGAUUUAAAAUACAAUGACAAGAGACUUACGCUAUCUCGCUCAUAAUAUAAAAAGCGUGCCUAUAAUGGAAUAGCGGAUG
Molecule: messenger RNA, 5429 nt
Organism: Pararge aegeria (speckled wood butterfly)
Lineage: Eukaryota; Metazoa; Arthropoda; Insecta; Lepidoptera; Nymphalidae
Product: probable multidrug resistance-associated protein lethal(2)03659
Exons: 33
Coding region: 247-4617 (1456 amino acids)
Biological process (GO): transmembrane transport
Cellular component (GO): membrane
Molecular function (GO): ATP hydrolysis activity; ATP binding; ABC-type transporter activity
Source: RefSeq, a predicted model, not a curated record